AUUGAGUUGAGUAUAUCAAAGUGAUUACCUUGAGUUCAUUAUCUUGAGUUAAUAUUGCAACCACUUAAAAUUGCUACCAAACAAAUGUAAUCAUGUCACAAGAUUCCAAUCCUUUUGAACAUUCCAAUAGCUCUUCGGAGACUCUUAAUGAACUAAGUAAACCUUCGGAAAGACAUAGACAGGAACUGGUAAGUUCUUCUAUCAAAACCAAAAUCAGUAAUCGGAAUUUAUCGUUAGCGGAAUACGAUAAAUUAAAACCAAAUGAUGAACAUUUGGAGUAUAAACAUUCUUCAGAAGAAGACGAAGAUGAUCCAGUUAGAUUUGGUUCGUCGAGCUCUGCAAGUAAAGAACCGUUCUUAGGUGAUGGUCAAAAAGAAAAAGAUGAAUACACUGAUGAUUUUGGUAAUAAAUACGAUAUUGAUUUUGAUAAUAAAAAGUAUACUUCGAAGUUAAAAUUUAAAGGUAAUAGAUUGGUUUAUUUCACUUCUGCUUUUGUUUCUUUGUUUGUUUCUUUAUUUGGGUAUGAACAAGGGGUGUGUUCUGGUAUUUUGACUUAUGUUACUUUUAGAUUAUACUUUAAUGAUCCAAACCCUACUGAAAUUGGGUUGGUUAUAUCCAUUUUAGAAAUUGGUGCAAUGUUAUCAUCUUUAAUGGUUGCUAAGAUAAGUGAUAAAUUUGGUCGUAAGAGAACCAUUCUAUUAGGUACGUUUAUCUUUAUGAUUGGUGGUUCUUUACAAACUUUUGCUACAAAUUUAUAUAUUUUAUCAGUCGGGAGAGUCAUAAGUGGGAUUGCUGUUGGUAUUUUAUCGACAAUAGUCCCUAGUUAUCAAUGUGAAAUCUCUCCAAGUGAAGAACGGGGGAAAUUGGUUUGUGGAGAAUUUUCUGGUAAUAUUUCCGGUUAUGCCCUAAGUGUUUGGAUUGAUUAUUUUUGUUAUUUUAUUCAGAAUAUUGGUGAUGCUAGGAAAAACCCUCAUACUUUUGCUGCCAAUUUAUCAUGGAGAUUACCUUUAUUUAUUCAAGUUGUUAUUGCUUUUAUUUUAUUCUUGGGGGGAUUUUUCAUUGUUGAAAGUCCAAGAUGGUUGUUAGAUGUUGAUAUGGAUCAACAGGGCUUCCACGUUCUAUCCUUAUUAUAUGAUAGUUCUGUUGAUAAUAAUAAACCAACUAAAGAAUUUUUCCAAAUCAAAAAUAAUAUUUUACAAGAACGUAUUACGACUCCAAAAUAUGAACGGAGUUGGAAACAUAUGUUUCGUAAUCAUUUAACUCGAGUGCUAGUUGCUUGCUCCUCUCUAGCAUUUGCUCAAUUCAAUGGCAUUAAUAUCAUUUCUUAUUAUGCACCGAUGGUUUUCGCAGAAGCUGGUUUCAAUGAUUCAAACGCUCUAUUAAUGACAGGGUUCAACGCAAUUGUUUAUUUAUUACUGACAAUUGCCCCGUGGUUUUUGGUUGAUCGUUGGGGUCGUAAACCAAUCUUGAUAAGUGGUGGGUUAUCAAUGGCUAUUUGUCUAGGACUAAUUGCUUUAUUCAUGUAUUUAGACCGUUCUUACACCUCUUCAAUGGUUGCCUUUUUAGUAAUUGUUUAUAAUGCGUCUUUUGGUUAUAGCUGGGGUCCCAUCGGUUUCUUGAUCCCUCCUGAAGUUUACCCACUUUCGGUAAGAAGUAAAGGGGUUAGUUUAUCAACUGCUACAAAUUGGUUAGCAAAUUAUAUAGUUGGUCAGUUAACUCCAGUUCUACAACAUGAUAUUGGUUGGGUAAUGUACCUAUUCCCAUGUAUAUCAUGUAUAAUUAGUAUUUUUGUUGUUAUCUGGUUUUAUCCAGAAACUAAAGGUGUCGAAUUAGAAGAUAUCGAUAAAUUAUUCGAUGAUUUUUAUGGUAAAAAUCAAUCAAAUAAAGUUGGUUAUAAAUUCGUGAACAAUUUACCCGAAUCGCUUAAUCAUGACAAUACCAACGAAGAUGAGUUGGAAUUAGACGAAUUCGAUUACGAAGCUGGCUUGAUCGAUCGUAGUUCUAAGCGCUUCUAGAUACAUAGUUUUAGAUUGCAAAAAAAUUGAAAUAAGUUAAAACAAGUUAGUGUACC
Hyphopichia burtonii NRRL Y-1933 is the source of this 2071-nucleotide messenger RNA. It is a transcript of the gene HGT5, whose product is annotated as Hgt5p. Gene Ontology annotation, molecular function: carbohydrate:proton symporter activity. Gene Ontology annotation, cellular component: membrane. NCBI's taxonomy places the organism in Eukaryota, Fungi, Ascomycota, Pichiomycetes, Serinales, Debaryomycetaceae. The record is from RefSeq and is a predicted model, not a curated record. The transcript has a single exon. Gene Ontology annotation, biological process: carbohydrate transport; transmembrane transport. Bases 93 to 2015 code for a protein of 640 amino acids.